Molecule: messenger RNA, 2444 nt
Organism: Thalassophryne amazonica
Lineage: Eukaryota; Metazoa; Chordata; Actinopteri; Batrachoidiformes; Batrachoididae
Gene: btbd2b
Product: BTB/POZ domain-containing protein 2
Exons: 9
Coding region: 1-1674 (557 amino acids)
Biological process (GO): neurogenesis
Cellular component (GO): cytosol; P-body
Molecular function (GO): protein binding
Source: RefSeq, a predicted model, not a curated record
AUGGCUGCUGGAGAUAACAGCGGCAGGCCUCCUUGCCUUAAUUUCUCGGCUCCUGGUCCUUUGGGAAACAGUCAGCCCAGUAACAGCGUUUUUUCCAUGCCAGCGUCUAACGGCGGAGCGGUCGGUUCGUCUGGUGGACCACAGGUAGCCGCGCGGCGUCCCAAUCCACAGCUGGGGCCUGGUGGCGGAGACAGCAGCGGUGUUUCUUCCGGAGUUCCGCCGGCGGCGCAGAACUCCCUGCAGCAGCCUGCUGCGGCGGCUACCGCCAUGGCCACCCCGGCGUCCAACAUGAUAGCCACAGCGGCGUCAAACGCGUCCGCGGCAUCAGCGCCGACCCCUGCAGCUGCGUCCGUGCUGGUGUACCGAGAACCGGUGUACAACUGGCAGGCAACGAAAAGCACCGUGAAGGAAAGAUUCGCUUUCCUGUUCAACAAUGAGGUGCUGAGUGACGUUCAUUUUUUAGUGGGCAAAGGAAUGGGCGUCCAGAGGAUACCUGCGCACAGGUUUGUUCUCGCUGUGGGCAGUGCAGUGUUUGAUGCAAUGUUUAACGGUGGGAUGGCGACCACCUCAACUGAAAUAGAGCUUCCAGAUGUGGAGCCUGCUGCCUUUCUGGCCCUGCUAAAAUUCCUGUACUCUGAUGAAGUCCAGAUUGGGCCUGAAACAGUGAUGACUACACUAUAUACAGCCAAGAAGUAUGCAGUGCCAGCCCUGGAGGCUCACUGUGUGGAGUUCCUCAAGAAGAAUCUGAGAGCGGACAAUGCUUUCAUGCUGCUUACACAGGCACGCUUGUUUGAUGAGCCUCAGCUUGCUAGCCUCUGUCUAGAAAACAUAGAUAAGAACACUGGAGAUGCGCUUGCUGCUGAAGGCUUUACAGACAUAGAUUUGGACACAUUGGUGGCAGUGUUGGAGCGGGAUACUCUGGGAGUGAGGGAGGUACGUUUGUUUGGAGCUGCAGUGCGUUGGGCUGAGGCAGAAGCACACAGGCAACAGCUGCAACCCACGCCAGAGAACAAACGUAAAGUCCUGGGCAAAGCUCUCACGCUCAUCCGCUUUCCGCUCAUGACCAUUGAGGAGUUUGCUGCAGGCCCAGCCCAGUCCAGCAUUCUGACUGAUAGAGAAGUGGUGAGUCUUUUUCUCCACUUCACUGUGAACCCAAAGCCACAUGUUGAUUUCAUUGAUCGGCCUCGCUGCUGCCUCCGCGGGAAGGAGUGCAGUAUUACACGCUUUGGACAGGUGGAAAGUCGCUGGGGCUACAGUGGUACAAGUGACCGGAUACGGUUUUCUGUAAACCGAAGGAUAUUCGUGGUUGGCUUUGGCCUUUACGGCUCCAUACAUGGACCCACAGAUUAUCAAGUCAACAUACAGAUAAUUCACACAGACAGCAACACCGUGCUGGGCCAGAACGACACAGGCUUCAGCUGUGACGGGUCGGCAAACACCUUCAGAGUUAUGUUUAAGGAACCAGUGGAGAUAUUACCCAAUGUCAACUACACUGCCUGUGCCACACUUAAGGGUCCAGAUUCUCAUUAUGGCACAAAGGGAAUGAGAAAAGUAACACACGAGUCAUCAUCAACAGGCACAAAGACCUGCUUCACCUUCUGCUAUGCAGCUGGUAACAACAACGGCACUUCUGUAGAGGAUGGACAGAUUCCAGAGGUUAUCUUCUACACAUAGUCCCUCUGCAUCAUCCUUCCAGCUCAUGUGAUAAUCCGAAGUCAUCAUGGGGCCAGAACACGGUGCCAGUCUCUGACAUCAAACUGUUUUCUAUGUAGAGCACUACUGUUGAUACAUGGGAAAUCAAAUGGCCGUCAGGUGAUGUUGGCCACUACACUGGGGAUAGCUUGUCAUUUGAGAUGCUGUCUCCUACAGCUUGUUUUAUGCUAUUUGGUUUUAGUCACAUCAGCGUUCUAAACAAAUAUAACCCAACAAUGCAAGGGAAGGACAGAAGAGGAGCCUCUUGGACUCAUCACAGUAGUGAUGUCACUGCUGUGAAUUGAAGGCAUGAUACAGAGUAUUUUACAAGUACUUGCUCUGUCAUUCUUUCCUGUACUACACUGCAUUAGUGCAAGGAAGUAUUGGAAGUGCAUAAUGUAUUGAUUUUCUGAGAAAUCAUUGUCCUCAGCUGUUCAGUGCAGAGUGAGAUUUUAUGAUUCCGCAUCAGCUGUAAACUUCAUUGAGUCGGAGUUCACUAGCCUUGACAAAUUUGGCCCCAAGUUGUAAAUCUUAAUCACAACUAUAGUAAGAAAUUCUGUUUCUACAUAUAGUGUUCUUGCUUGGUAGUUGCCAAUACCCCAAAUAUUUUGCACUACUUAGUCUGGCAUGUGUGUUUGUUUGCUGUAUGGAUGCACGCUGGGAUACUUUAUUUCUGGCUUUACUUUAAAAAGUGUUGGUGGAAGAGACAUUUUCCUUUUGGUGCAAAACAGUCAUAUGUAUGAUAAAGUGGC